Molecule: messenger RNA, 8550 nt
Organism: Orcinus orca (killer whale)
Lineage: Eukaryota; Metazoa; Chordata; Mammalia; Artiodactyla; Delphinidae
Gene: ZNF213
Product: zinc finger protein 213
Exons: 8
Coding region: 445-1848 (467 amino acids)
Biological process (GO): regulation of transcription by RNA polymerase II
Molecular function (GO): RNA polymerase II cis-regulatory region sequence-specific DNA binding; DNA-binding transcription factor activity, RNA polymerase II-specific
Source: RefSeq, a predicted model, not a curated record
CCCGGCGAGCCCCGCGCGAAUUUCCGGCGCCGAAACCUGGAGGCGGAAACUGGGAACGCCUGGGCGACUGUGGGCGGUGUGAGUCCUGGGGGGCGGGACAGGCGACGCGGCCCGCCUGGCUCCGAGGUCGAGCGCAGGGCUUCGGGAGGCCGGGGCCAGCGCCCCGAGGCAGAGGCCGAAGGGGGCGCGCACCUCAGGGAGGUGCAGGGGAAAAGCCUGGGGCGCGGCACCCGCUGCCCGCCCCUCCGCCUCUCAUCUCCGCUCAGGCAAGGCUGCUGGGACCGAGCGCGGGGCUCUGGCCGGGUCCGCGUUCCCGACUGCCGAGUCCUACUGAGCGACCCUGGAGUGCCUGUCCAGAUGCCAACCCAGCUGCCACUGGGGAUCCCUCUGGGAGAUUGAAGGCCCAGGUUGAGGCUGACCAGCCCUGAGCCUUAGGCCAGGGGAAUGGCAGCCCCCCAAGAGCCUCAGGACCAGGCCCCUGGGGAGGGAGAAGGGCUUCUGAUCGUGAAGGUAGAAGAUUCCUCCUGGGAGCAGGACGCUGCCCAGCAAGAGGACAGCAGGGAUUCAGAGGUGUGCCGCCAGCGCUUUCGGCAGUUCUGCUACGGGGAUGCGGGUGGGCCCCACGAGGCCUUCAGCCAGCUCUGGGAGCUCUGCUGCCGCUGGCUGCGGCCCGAGCUGCGCACCAAGGAGCAGAUCCUGGAGCUGCUGGUGCUGGAGCAGUUCCUGAGCGUGCUGCCCGUGGGCGUCCAGGGCUGGGUAUGCGAACGAUGCCCAGGGAGUGGCGAGGAAGCUGUUGCCUUGGUGGAGGACCUGCAGAAGCAGCCAAUGAAAGCUUGGCCACAGGAUGUGCCCUCAGAGGGGGCGGAACCUGAGGCUGCAGUCCAGGGAUCUCAGGCCCAGGGGCCUCCCCGGAAGGCAGGGACACAAAGCCGGCCACCUGUACCCUGGGAGCAGCACAGCCAUGGUGCCCAGCUUCCGGCUCUUCUUAAAGAGGGGAGCACCAGAGAGACGACAGAUACCUGCUUUGACUCUGGGGGACCUGUGACAUUUGGAGACAUUCCCUUCUAUUUCUCCCGGGAAGAAUGGGGGUCCCUGGACCCUGCUCAGAGAGAUCUCUUCUGGGACAUAAAAAGGGAGAACUCCCAGAACAUUGCCCUGGGUUUGGGACUCACGAGCCACAGCGAGAGAUCCCGGCUGGAGGAGGUGGUGACGGCGCUCCCGGGCCAGGCUGCUGGCGAUGUGACCGUGUCCUGGAGGCUGGAGGAGGCCGAGGCCCGGCCGGGGGUGCCCCGGGGGCGGGCAGCGGGGGCGCGGCGGGGGCGGCCACCCACGCGCCGGCGGCAGUUCCGGGACCUGGCGGCCGAGAAGCCGCACAGCUGCGGCCAGUGUGGCAAGCGCUUCCGCUGGGGCUCCGACCUGGCGCGCCACCAGCGCACGCACACGGGCGAGAAGCCGCACAAGUGCCAGGAGUGCGACAAGAGCUUCCGCAGCUCCUCGGACCUGGUGCGCCACCAGGGCGUGCACACGGGCCAGAAGCCCUUCUCCUGCUCCGAGUGCGGCAAGAGCUUCAGCCGCAGUGCCUACCUGGCCGACCACCAGCGCAUCCACACGGGCGAGAAGCCUUUCGGCUGCAGUGACUGCGGCAAGAGCUUCUCACUGCGCUCCUACCUGCUGGACCACCGGCGUGUGCACACGGGCGAGCGGCCCUUCGGCUGCGGCGAGUGCGACAAGAGCUUCAAGCAGCGCGCCCACCUCAUCGCCCACCAGAGCCUGCACGCCAAGAUGGCCCAGCCUGUGGGGUGGCCUCGCAGAUGGCAGAUGCUCGGGACAGCCUGGGAAGAAAGGUAGUCGGAGGCACGCCCUGACCCAGCCCAGCUGGCUCCCAGCUGAGCCCUACCCUGGCCCGACUCUGGCCUUGCCUCCCCAAGGUAAGUACAGUGGGCAGGGUCCAAGGGUGACCCUGUCACUCAGCAGUCCUGAGGUGUCAGCCUCUACACUCGCUGUCCUGGAGGGUGUGUUCCGGACGCUGGGCUUUGAGAGCUGCAAGAGGUGGGAGGCCUUUGUCCAGGUGAGCCUUCGCCUGCCUCUUCCCACCUCCGCCCCCAGUCCCACCUGGGGCCUCCCUGGACUCAGGCCCAGCACUCGCUCUAGCCCUAGGGUUUCCAUGGGGAACUGGUUAUGUUCCGGGAGCAGCUGGAUGCCCACGGGGGCCCUGUGGGCUGUGCUCUACUGGCCUUGGUGGCCCCCAGUGAGCAGCUGAGGCAGCCCCAGCAGCUGUCCAGGAGCUGAGCCGCUGUGAGGCUGGUGGGGCUGCCCCAAGUCUUCCUGCUGCUCUCCACUUCCCCCCGGGGGUGAGUGGGCUGGCCAGGGACCCCCAGUUGCGGGGCAGGGCAAAGCGGGUCUGGGGGGUGGGCAGGAAGGCUGAGACCCUCCCUCCAGGCCUGUGUGCUGCUUCCCCACCCAGCUACCCCCAAGCCUGGAGCGUUCCUCACUGGCCUGGGCGAGCUCUGUGGCCGUCGUCUUCACUGGUCGCUGCUGCAGCUGCUGACCAGGUGAAGGCCCAGAAGGGGCAUCCAGGCGGGGGGCUGUGGCUCUGCUGUGUUGUCCUGAACCCAUUAACUCCACCCAUUCAUUCCACAACAUAAGGCCGUGUUGCCUGCAAUGGGUGUCAGCUUCAAAGCCUCGCCUCCCACCCCCACCCACGCCCGUCCUCACAACCCACUCAGGGUCCCCCACACGUUGCAGUAUAUUCUCAGCUCCGUGCCUUUGCCCAGGCUGCUCCCUCUGCUUGGCAUCCCUCCCUCUCGACCUAGCCUCACACAGACCCUUCCAGGCGUCAACCAUGCCCCUUACAAUCCCUGGGUUGACACUUGUAUUCCCAUCCACCCCUGUUCACACUUACCUGGCAGUGACUGUCUCGUCAGACUGUGGGUCCCUGGGGUCCAGGGUUGGGGAUGAUUCAGGUCUGGUCCCGAGGCCCAAAGGUCUCAGUGGGCAGUUGGGUGGUCACUGGAGGUGAGAAUGGGCCCCAGCUCUGCUCCACAAUUCUCCCUGGCCUCCCCAGGCGGUGCCCACCCUGUGAGCCUUCCCAGACAGGCCCUGACCCGCUCUGGGAGCGCCCCAUCUCUGUGCACGCUGAUCCCUGGACCCCGGGGAACAGCAUGGCUAAUGGUGCAGCCAGUGUCUACCUGAGGCCAUCCAUGUCCUGGGAAUCCUGUGAUUCAGCCUGAACUAAGACCCCCCCUUGGGCCCUCCCUUUCUUUUGUCUGUCUCCUCCUCCCUCCAUUCUGUCAGGGUUAGUGUCUGGCAGGGUUAGGGUCUGGUUAGGGUCUCUAACACGCCGCCACCUGCGCCAAAUUAGUCCUUACCAAAGAGACUGUGGUAGCCAGGAGCCUGGCCAAGCUGUUCCCUGGAGCCAGGGUCCUGCUCCCCCAUAACUGCACCCGCACAGAGCGGCUGCCUGAGGAGUCCUCCGGCCCUAACCCCCACCAGGUCUUCUGCUGGACAGCUGAAGAGUCCUCAGGGGCUACCUACUGCCCAGUCUUUGGGAGCUCCUUGAGGGGGGGCACUGUGCCUAGGGGACAUGGAGCUCUGGGGGCUCGAGAUGAGCGGGACAGGGCUGGGGUCCAACCAUGUGGCAGCAGUUUCUUUUUUUUGACAUUUAUCUUGGUUUAUUUUAUUUUUUAAUACAUGUUUGCUUUUCUGUGGCAACAGUUUCGACUGGGAGAGAGGCUCGGGAGACCUGAGGCAGGGAGGCGAGGAGCUGGGAGGUCCUCAGACCACUUUGAAUCCACCUUAAUCCUGUCUGUAGCCAAAACCCAGCCCCAGCGCUCAGUGUGACCUGUCUGGGGCCAGGGCCGCCCUCCUCCUGGCCGUGACCCAGGACCGGCCUGGGGCCCAGCCCGAUGUGGAGGCACUGGGGACCUGUGCCAGGCCCUGGGCUUCGAGACCACCCUGAAGACAGACCCUACAGCCCAGGUGAGGGGAAGCCCAGAACUUCUGGUGGUGCUCUGAGGAAGGCACCCCCCCACCAGGACCCUGGGCACUCUCUCCUUAGCCUCUUACCAAUCGUGGGCAGGAAGUGCACCCCCAAGUUUAGCCUCCAUCCUCCCUGCUGCACGCAUCCAGAACCCACUUCCCUGACUCUGGAAGCACAGUCUCCAGGGACCCUGAAGCCCCCCACACUGGCCAUUUCUCCUCUCCCCUGCUCAAGGCCCUGGCUGGACCCUCAGGCUUUUCCUGAGAGGGUCUCAGGUUCCUUCCCAGACACCUGUCAGCUCACUGCCCUCCCCUCACAGCUCUUAACUUUUUGGUGCAGCUUCUCCAGGGGGGCCAGAGAACCAGCUGCAGGAGGCUGGACCCACGUCACUUCCAAUGAGGUCAUGCAACCAGAGGGUUAGAAAAAGAACUUGUGGGACUUCCCUGGUGGUCCAGUGGUUAAGAAUCUGCCUGCUAAUACAGGUGGCACAGGUUUGAUACCUGGUCGGGGAACUACGAUCCCAUAUGCCACACGGCACCGCCAGAAAUUUUUUUUUUUAAUUUUUAAAAAAAGAAAGUAAAAGGACUUGCUCCCCGGGCCUGAGGCUGGAAGGAGGUGGGAGGUAGUGUGGCAGGGGGUUAGAGAAACCACCCAGAGAGAGGGCCACCAGAUGCUAGGGAGGCCGUGACUGUGGCCCAGGCCUGAUCUCAUCCCCACCCCCAGACUUUCCAGGAGGAGAUGGUCCAUUUCUGGGAGUGGCUGGAUGCCUGCAGGGGCCCUGUGAGCUGUGCCCUUGUGGCCCUGAUGGCCCACGGGGGGCCUCAGGGGCAGCUACUGGGUGCUGAUAGGUAAGAGGUGCAGCCAGAGGCGCUGGUGCAGGAGCUGAGCUGCUGUAGGGCCCUGUGGGGCUGCCCCAAGAUCUUCCUGCUUCAGGCUUGCUGUGGGGUGAGCAGGGCCUGGAACCCGCCCUGGAGGCUUGGCCGGGUCCUUCUCUCCAGCCAGCCUCCUGCAGCCCUGGCUCUCCUCACCCAGCCCUCAGCCUCCCAGGACUUGCUGUCCACCUCCUCCAAGAAGCCUGAGUGAGCCCUGCCCUUUCCCCACCCCCUCUCCCAGCCUCUCCUAGGGGUCAUGUCCAUGAACUUGAGCACUUCACCCUCAGCACCUGUCAUUCGGUGUUCUGAAUGUUUCCAGCCUGGCAGCCUGCCCAGGAGCUCUGGGGGCUAGAGCCCUGGAAGCACCCCCAGGUGUCUCCUGAGUGAAAGGACGUGACUGUUCCCUCCUUCCCCAGGGCACAGGGACGCACACUGGUGUGGGACGCACACUCUCCCCUGGUUGUGGCACUGGCUGCAGGCACCACCAGCCACCCCCUCCCCGGCCGAUGUCCUCCACAUCUAUGCUGAUGUGCAAGGCAGCUUCUCCGGGGGCCCCACUCCAGGGAGCCCUAACCAAGCAGACAUCUUGAUGGUCUACGCAGCCACUGAAGGUAAGGGGAUGGGUCUCCACAAAGCCCAUUACACAGGGCCUAGCCUCCUGGCCAGAGAUCUGAAGUGGCUUUAGGGGCAUCUGGCGCUUGGCUGUUGGGGUGCAGGGGUACCAGCCUCGUCGCAGUUAAGCCGUCUUCCUUCCAUGUAUAUUAUUUAUGAUAAUAGUAACGAUGGUGAGCACAUAUUGAAGGCUGGCUCUGCUAAGCACUGUACCUACAUCCUUUCCUCUAGGCUGUAAGUUCCAUGAGGGCAGGACAGUUCUGUCUGCCUCAGGGCCCUGGCCAGUGCCUGGCACGUAGUAGGUUCACAGUAAAUGUUUCUUCGAUAUUGAAUCCAUUGUAUAUUCACUGCACAAACAUUGAGCAACAACUUGAUCCGGAAGCGAGAAGUUCCUGCUCCCUGCCCCAUUCUCUUGCCUGACUACUGGGGUCCUGUGUGCUUGCCCCCACUUCCACCAACAAUAGGCCCCUGGGGAUUGGAAGGCAGCUGGCAGGGGCCUGAGUCUGACACUCUGGCCCUGGUCCCCUGGCCUGGGCUGUGUAGCCUUUCGGGAUGAGAAGGGCUGAGACUUUAUCCAGAUGCUGGUGGAGGUCCUCAGAGCUGACCCCAGGGAAGACCUCCUGGAGCUGACGACUGAGGUGAGUUGGGGGUGGGGGGUCUCCUGGGGAGAGGAGCUGGAUUCAUCCUUCUUCUCAGCCCUGGUGUUCUGGUCACCUCCUAUUCACCCCAUUGCAGAGGGAGGGAUACCCCGCCCUCAAUAGUAUGAGACGGUUGAACACACAACACCCGGCCCUGGACAGUGAGACAGACAGCAGUUAUUAACCACAUAUACUCACAGCUGGGGGAGGAGGACACCUCAGGCCAUUCCGGCCACUCAGUGUUUCCCUGGGGAGCACAGGGAACCAGCAGGGGUUGUAGAUGCGGACUUUGUAGUAACGGGGUGGGGUACUAGUUUGAAUAAUUUCACAGGCUGGCAGGGAACUGGGGUGGAGUGUGGCUGAUCUGGCUGGUGGGGGAACUAGCGGGAUGGGGGGGCCUUCCCUGCUGGGUUGGGGGGUACAGCUGACAAGAGCAGGGGAAACCAACGGGGCCUAUGAGACCCAAAGAUGUGAAGGCAACACUUGAAACUUUAGGCCUUACAAUACGCUGGAUGCCAGGCUGGGCGCUGGGGGACCUGGCAGUCCUGGGCACAGGCUGGGUGUGGUCGGCACAGGUCAAUUAGCAGGUGUGCAAGCUAGACGUCCUGGGUCCCGACUGUGAUGAGCACCGCAAGGCCUGUCUGGAGAUCCGCAGCUCGUUGAGGUGCUGGCUCUGCCUGCAGGCCUGACUGAGCCCGCGGCUACCAAGGGGAUGCUGACUGUGGGUGGCCACACACCAACGCCAUCCCUGACCCCAUCCGCUCCUCGGUUUCCUCAUCUAAAAGCAGCGCGAUAGCACGGGAGGCUCAGCCGCCAUGGAAUAAACAUGAUGAUCGCUGUACACGUGAAUAGCGCCUGCACGCAGGGAGCUGUGACACUAAGUGAGAUAAUGUAUGCAGAGUGCCUGGCACUUCAGAGGCUGGGCCCACCGGGUGAGGAGGGGGAGCAGGGGAGGCGCCAGGGCAGCCUCCGGCUCUAAGAAACCCAACAUGGGCUAGGCUGAGCUGGAUGUCCUGGGAAAGGGCAGCGUGGGGUCCACACCAUCCUCCCAGCACGCGCACCCCACCUGCACACCACGCUGGGGCCACGGACAGGGCCUCUGCCUAUACAGCAGUCAGAGUCCAUUCUGGGGCCAUAAGACUGGAACAGAGCAUGGCAGGUUUAGCAGUGCUGUGAUAGGGGAAGCAAAGGGGCUGGGGGAGCAGAGGGCAACUCCUGACCCACUGCGGGCUGGGGGCACGUGGGAGAAGAGAUCAGGAGCCUCUCGGGACAGGAGGGGCUUGGGCAGCCUCACCCAGGCUCGAACCCUCACUUGGGCUGUGCUCAGUAGCGCUCAGUCGUACAGCUUGGAGCCCCGCUCACACCGAGCCCGAGGGGCGGGGCUCCUUGCCAGUGUGAGCAUGCGUAUUAGGGCAUAUUGAACAGGCGCCUGAGAAAGCUUUAUGAGAAAAGCUGCAAUAGUAACAGCGGCAAGGCCGCGUGGCCUAAUGGAUAAGGCGUCUGAUUCCGGAUCAGAAGAUUGAGGGUUCGAGUCCCUUCGUGGUCGUUGCUGAGAUUGCUUUUUCUACUCCGGGUAAAAAACAAACAAACAAACAAACACUUUUCCCUCUCUCCAGACUGCUCCCCACGCGGGCCUAGGAGCCUCGGGCUAUGUCCACCCCUCGGACGUAGCCCUGCACCUGCAGCUGCGUAGCUCGGGACGCCUGGGAGGCCCCGAGGGCGCUGUGAGGACCUAUAGUGCUCAGAUCCAGACGGAAUGCUGACUCUGAAGUCCACCGGCCGUGAGUGCCGGGAGCCCACACGGGACUGGCUGCAUGAAUAUAGUUCAGACGACGAGAACUGUGACAGAUGAGGGGUUGAAUUUUUGCACGGGUAGGUCAUCCCCAAGGGGUCAGUGGACAGGGGCAUUUAAAAAUAUAAUAGAUUAUUGUGAUGAAGAAGUUUUGGAAAUAGAUAGUAAUGAUGCUUGCACAAUAUUGUAAAUGUAACUGAUGCCAGUAAAUUGUACAGUUAAAAAUGGUUAAAAUGGCAAAUUUAACCUUAAGCGUAUAUUUUACCACAAUAAAAAAUGUGAAAAGAAAUUAAUAGAUUAUUUCGAUUUCUUGCAGUGAGAGUAUACCCUUAAAUGAUUAGUGUGAAUGUUUUUUUAAAAAUUUAAAUGUAAAGAAUAUGCCCAGGAUUGAGUCAUCAUUUUACCUGGAAAAAAUGACUCUACCUGCGGAACCGAGUUCUUACCAAGGGAUUCUGGCUAAGCGGAAUGACCAAAGUGAUGGGACCUCCUCCCACCAGGGAAAACGCUGGGGGAAUGGCAGCUGAGCGUGUACCCCUACAGUGGGCGCAGGUGACCUUGGAGUCAUGAGGAGUGUCACCAUCUCCUUUAUCGUUUUUGUGAUGUCUCAGUGGUUUACUAAGGGCUUAUAAAUAAAAAGAGAAACUUAAUUAAGAUAAA